Myripristis murdjan (pinecone soldierfish) is the source of this 2829-nucleotide messenger RNA. RefSeq names its product receptor (G protein-coupled) activity modifying protein 2 (gene ramp2). NCBI's taxonomy places the organism in Eukaryota, Metazoa, Chordata, Actinopteri, Holocentriformes, Holocentridae. The record is from RefSeq and is a predicted model, not a curated record. Gene Ontology annotation, molecular function: coreceptor activity. Gene Ontology annotation, biological process: receptor internalization; cellular response to hormone stimulus; calcium ion transport. The transcript is spliced from 4 exons. The coding region runs from base 761 to 1270 and encodes 169 amino acids. Gene Ontology annotation, cellular component: cell surface; signaling receptor complex; membrane.
UUCAUGAGUUCCACAUCGCUGCUGAUUGCUUAUUACAUAAAGAAACCAAAAGUCCUCCCAUAUUCCCACACUUGUGAAGUCAGGAGGUCCUGCACAGUAAGUUUUCUUUACUAGCCUAUGUGGGGGAGAGAGUUGGCCUUUAAAAACAGCUGGUUAGCACUGACUAACAACAUCUUCCCAGGUUUGAUCAAAUUAACCCAGAUAUGAAAUCACGACUGUCUGCACAGCACACCCUGCAGAGUCAUGAUUACAUCCACCCCUUAACGCUGAGCCCUAAAUGUUUACUUAUGUUUCCUAUUUGGCAGAGGCAGCCCAAAAGGCAAAUAAAUCACAUGCUGUGAGCCGGCCAGGCCUUCGACUGUGAGAAACUGAGACUAAAAAGCAGAACAAGAGUUAAAGAGUAAAGGGUUUUCAGAUGUGAGUCCAGCCCAGCUUGGGUGUGCUCCCUUUUAUUUGGGAGAAUGGAGAGGACAAUCUUUGUUGCCUCCACCCCUUUAAAAAGGAAGAAAAUCCUAAAGAAACGUGUGUUGGAGAGGGGGAGAGCUGCUGCCAAGGCGCAGGGCAGUCAGACAUAACUUCGCAGAACAUCUGGUAACCGCGGGUAACACCAUUUGGACAUCUGGUAACCGAAGGUUACACUGCGUCUCUUCCACCCUGUCGGGUUUCCUGUUAUGCCUCGCUGUGCACAGUCUGAGAAGUUUAGGUUCAUUAUACAUGGUCGUCAGUUGGAGGAAACACACCUUUAUUCAUUUUUUCUGACAUGAAGGGAGCGCUUGGUUUCAUUGGGGUAUUCCUCUCCUUUCUCUCCGAUUCCAGUUGUGGAGACUCUAUCACAGUAUUUGGUUGCGGGAAUAAAUGUCAAAUCUGUCAAAACUAUCGCAAAGUCUGUGAGGAGCCUUUCCCCAUACCGCCAGUGGACUGCCUAUCUCUCCUGUUUGAGGUGGAAUGUUGGAAACCUUUUAAGCUGGCGAUGGACUCACUGAACAGCACUGACUGGUGCAUCUGGCAUAAUGUGAGAGGGGCGUAUAAUAACUUCAGCUUAUGCACAGAGCAAAUAUGUGACUGUCUUCUGAUCCCAUGGCCCAACAGUCUGGUGGAGCACAUCUUUGUGAAGAUCCACUCCAUGUUUUUCGAGGACUGUCCCACAGAGGAGCUAAGCGACCCACCACCAGGCAUCGUCUUUGCCCUGGUGAUAACGCCCAUCUGCCUGAUCCCGGUCAUGGUCAUCCUGGUGGUGCUCAAGACCAAGAAUGGGGAUGGCAGCUCCUGAUAGGCCUGGAUCGUUGCUCCACCCACGGCCUCCAAGAAUAUCACAUCUCUACCUACGCUCAACGCUCUCUCCCGACCUGACGACCGCAACCUAUUUACACAGGGGGCGGCAUGCUGUGCUUUCUUUUCACCAGUGACUGAAUCUCCCUGACAAGUUUACCUACACUUCACAGUCCUGAUGAGGCUCUGAAGUAUCUCUCACACUGACCACUUGUAUUCAGACGCCAUGCAGUAUUGCACUGAUUCCGAGUGGAUUAUGGCGGCUGUUCGGUGACAAAAUCCGCUGGGUUAACAGAGACUUAAUGUGACGAUUUUGAUAUGGUUCCUGUACCGUGCGUCGUCUCAUUUUGUGACAUAAAUCCGUGAUACAAGUGUUGCUUUGAACUCCCUGUUUCCAGAUCUGAGAGUGAACACUGAUCAUAUUGGUCAAAACAAACUGACACAUGAAACUGCCAAACUCGGAAAACAGUGCUUUGCAAAAAAACUGGAUCAGUCAUUUUUUUUGUUUGUUUUUUUGUUCUGCACUUUGUUAUUUCUCUCUUCAGGGUAUAUUUUACAAAAGCUCUCAAGCUUGCGAAAGCGAAAUACAUUCAUGUUGACAAUCCUCACAUUGUUGGGGCUCUCUGGUGGAGUUGAUAAAAGGCACAAAGUAAUUUUGACAAGCCGAAUUCCUGAACUCUUCAUACACGAUUCCUUUUUUACUGCCGUUCAAACUCUUUAGUCUGAGUGAUCAAUUAUUCAUAUGCAAAAUGCGCCAAAACAAAGCAGAAAACACAUUCUGCCUCAACUGGCGGCUUUGGUGUUUUUCAGUUCAUUAUGUGAAAUGAAUAUUUUGUCAGGCUUUGAUGUGUGAAAAGGGGUGCUCUCUGACUGCCACUGUAAUGUGUUGGUGAGGGAGGACAGGUCAGAGAGUAGGGAGGGUCUGGUGCAUGGAUUUGGUUAUGUGAGUCACGGCAAAUGGAAGGCUUGGGUCAGGGGUUACAGACAAGACACAAUGAGCGGGUCCGCCCAGAGUAGGAGAUCACUUUCCUGGUAUUGUCUAUUUUCUGAUCCCAGAGAAAUUCUUCAGCACUUUCCUCUGUCCAGACGAUGACAGCCCUCACCGUCCCAUGAUGAGCCGGUUGAAGCGCAGUCGACCUAAUAGAUCGAUCUAGCAUCAGAUUUCAGACAGAAGACAUUUUUUGCAUGUCUGUGCAGCGCAGCAAUAAACACUGACCGAUGACAGGAAGAUAAGAGUGUUAUCUUUUGCCUGAAUCAUGAUAACGUGGCUUUGUAUUGUUCAGCCUCGAAUGACAACAAAACAUUUCAUGUCAUUUCAUAUUUGGAAACAAAGAAAUAUAUGUGAAUGUAUAUAUUGUGCUAUAUUUCUGCCAUUGUUAUAACUAACUGGACUUACUGUACUGUCUGAGACAAUAUAGCCUGCCUGUUCUCACACUAUGUACUGUAUGUGUUUUAUUAUUGAUACAAUUCAACCUACAAUUGUAUUGUUGGGUUGUUGCUUACUUUUUCUGAUUUGGACCUUCUGGUGAAUAAAUUACUUACAAGUGGAAACCAUUUAAA